AUGAAGCCUUGGGCUGGUUUUGUAUGCUUGUUACUGCUGCUUCUCCGCAUUAGCUCACUGCUGGCGCACCUAUUUAUGGCGGCGGCGCUGGGGUGGCUGCUGCUUGAAAUCCUCGGCAAACGAGGGCGGCGAGAAUGUUAUCUUGUCAACUUCACCUGCUACAAACCGCCGGCGGAGCGCCAAGUUAACACGGAGAUGAGCAUUUACCUUUCGGCGAGGACGGAUCCUAUCAUUCCAGAACAUUCCAAAUUCCAGUGGAAAAUAUUUCUGCGCUCCGGUCUGGGGGAAGAGACUUCCCUGCCGCGCUUCGUUUUCAACGAAGAAAUGGUGACGACAUUGGAGGAAGCGCGUGUGGAGAUGGAGGAGACCUUCUUCGCAAUGGCGGACGAGCUGUUCGCCAGGACGGGUGUCACGCCGCAAGACAUCGAUAUACUCAUCGUAACGGUCUCCACUUUCACGGCGGCGCCCUCGCACGCGUCCGUUGUUGCGAACCACUAUAAGAUGAAGGAAAACGUAAAGACGUUUAAUCUUUCCGGCGUUUUGGCGGUGCACAUGGCCAAAGAUCUGUUGCUCGUAAAUCCGGACUCGUACGCUCUCAUCCUCUCCACCGAGAACACAACCGUCAAUGCAAACUACCCCGGCUUGCUUCUCUCCAACAAAUCGAAAGACGCCGUGAGAGCCAAAUUGCGGCUUCUCCAUUCAAUUCGGACCAACGCGGCCGCCGACGACGAGGCCUACGGUUGCAUAUCUGUGACGGAGGACGAUGACGGCGUCUACGGGGUCCGUCUCCGCCCUUCUCUACACACAAUUGCUGCCAAGGCCUUGACUAUCAACCUAGCCAAGCUCAGCCCCAAUGUCCUUCCGUUGCGCGAGCAGCUGUACUACGCCUACAAUUGGCUGCGCUGUUGA
Molecule: messenger RNA, 909 nt
Organism: Cryptomeria japonica (Japanese cedar)
Lineage: Eukaryota; Viridiplantae; Streptophyta; Pinopsida; Cupressales; Cupressaceae
Product: 3-ketoacyl-CoA synthase 1-like
Exons: 2
Coding region: 1-909 (302 amino acids)
Biological process (GO): fatty acid biosynthetic process
Cellular component (GO): membrane
Molecular function (GO): acyltransferase activity, transferring groups other than amino-acyl groups
Source: RefSeq, a predicted model, not a curated record